Euleptes europaea (tarantolino) is the source of this 625-nucleotide messenger RNA. It is a transcript of the gene JDP2, whose product is annotated as Jun dimerization protein 2. The record is from RefSeq and is a predicted model, not a curated record. Gene Ontology annotation, molecular function: RNA polymerase II cis-regulatory region sequence-specific DNA binding; DNA-binding transcription factor activity, RNA polymerase II-specific. Lineage: Eukaryota; Metazoa; Chordata; Lepidosauria; Squamata; Sphaerodactylidae. Gene Ontology annotation, cellular component: nucleus. The transcript is spliced from 4 exons. Bases 31 to 522 code for a protein of 163 amino acids. Gene Ontology annotation, biological process: regulation of transcription by RNA polymerase II.
CGGCACGACUGUGGGAUUGCACCUCUUGCUAUGAUGCCAGGGCAGAUUCCAGACCCAUCCCUCACUGCUGGCGCUCUGCCUGGCCUUGGCCCCUUGACGGGACUACCUGGUACCACCUUGACAGCAGAAGAGCUCAAGUAUGCUGACAUUCGCAGCAUUGGAGCCAUGAUCUCACCAUUGCAUUUCCUGGAAGUGAAACUGGGUAAAAGGCCUCAGCCAGUGAAAAGUGAGCUAGACGAAGAAGAGGAAAGGAGGAAAAGGCGGCGAGAGAAGAAUAAAGUAGCCGCAGCUCGAUGUCGGAAUAAAAAGAAGGAGAGGACAGAGUUCCUGCAGCGGGAGUCUGAACGUUUGGAGCUCAUGAACGCUGAGCUGAAAGCCCAGAUAGAGGAGCUAAAGCAGGAGAGACAGCAGCUGAUCCUGAUGCUGAACCGCCACCGCCCCACUUGCAUUGUGCGGACAGAUAGUGUCAAAACACCCGAGAGUGAAGCCAAUCCACUGCUUGAGCAGCUAGAGAAGAAAUGAAGGGGGCACGGUGGGUCAGGAACCAAAAGACCAAUCAGGAUCUCUUUAACAGUCUCUCAUCUACGUACUGUGCGAAGAACUGUGCACCAAAGAUGGGUGCAAA